AUGUCGUUACUAUAAAAAUUUACAAAUCUCUUUAAAUCAAAAGAUGAUGUUUAAUAUACAUUAUAGAAGCUGUUAAAACCUACAACAACAAACGAGCUUUAAGUAGCUAUAAAAGGUUUUAAUUAAAUUUUAUGUAAUCAACCAAUUGGAAUUUUCACUUUGUUAAGAUAGCGGGAAGCACUUGUAACAAUGGAUCCAAAGCCAGAAAAUUUAUUAAAUUUAUUAUUAGUAAUUCAUUCAAAUAUUUCGAAUGAUGAUAUUUGUGAGUAAUUAAGAUAGGCUCCAAUUUAUUGGUUAGAUAGAUUAAUGACUGAAAAUAGAGAGAGUUUUAUUUAAAUUGAAAGAAUGAUAACAGAACAAAGUACAAAUAGUUAUAUUCCUUAAUAAUUAUAAGAAUAGCAAAUUUAAUAAUAAUAAACUUAGACGAAAGGUGAGAAAAUAGGAGAUAAAAGAAAGGCUAGAAUAGAAAUGAAUUAAAAAUUAUAAAAUCCGAUAAUUAAUACUGAAGCAGCAAAUUAGGCAGACUCUCAUAAUUUGAAACCUAAAAUGUUUUGUAUUAUUUAUUAUUCAUUUCUCUAAAAGUUAUCAAUAAAUUAAUAGAUUUAUUAGAGUAGUAGAAAAAUGAAAUAUCCAGAGGAUGAAUAAGAUUUCAUUUGGAUUUACAAGAUAUAAAAUGUAAUGUAAAUGGGAUUGAAAUUAUUACAAUGCCCAUAAUAAUUAUAUAGACCUUAUUAAUUAUUGAUUUAUUAGGAUUUAUUUUAUUUCUAAUAAUUUUAAAAAUAGGAAUUAGAGAUAUAUAUAUUAAAAGAAAAUAAUUUAUAAAUUUAUGAAGCAUUUUGUGAAUAUUAGAGAGCAAAAUAAAUAAUGGAAGUAUUUGAACCAAGAUAUGAUUUUAAAUUGAAUAUUAAUGCAUCAGUGAUAGAUGAAUUUUAAAGAGAGGCAAUUAAAUAAAAAGUGAAAUGUUAAUUUGAAGAAUAAUAGAAGAAAAAGAAAUAAUAAUCAAAAGAAAAUUAGGAGAAUAUAGAUUAAUUGAAUUUUUAGGAUUUUGAUUCUAAUCAUGAUUUUGAAAGAGAGAUAAUAAUGAGAAAAUUCUUUGAUAAAGGAUAAUCAAAUUAGAUGAGUUUAGAUGAAAUAUCUUUAUAGUUAAAAAUAGUAAAUUUAUGAAUAUUUAUAAAAUAUUAUUAUUAUUAUAUGAUUUUUUAAAUAGGUGAAUAUUUACAGUUUGAGAAUCUUUGAAAGAUUAAAAAAUAGCAAAGAAUUUUGAUUAAGAUUUUGGUUCUUUAAAUGAUUCUUAAUCUAGAUUACCAAAUAGAAAAAAGAUUAGAUCGUAAGAGUUAAAAAGAUAAUAACAAAUCCUAAGAAAUUUGAAUAAACAAAAAAAGAGAGAGAAACAGGAAAAGCAUCAGAAAUAAUUUCAAGUACUAUAAAGGAUGUUUUUAAACUGGACAUAAAAGAAUAUAAAUGAAUUCACCUGAUAAAUUGGAUAAAGAAUAUAAUUUUAAGAGAUCAAUCCUGAAAAAAAAAUAUUUAAAAAUGAAAAUCCUUUGUAAAAAUAAGAAAAUAUUUUGAAUAGGAGUCAUAAAAUGUUAAGUCUGAUUUGUAACUUAAAAAUAAGAGGUUAGAAUAUGCCUCAUUUAAAAUAUAAGAAAUAAUUUUGAGAAAAAUGACACUACAUUUAGUAGACCGAAUUCAUAAAAAAUUAAAUAGAAUUCUAAUUAAAAUAAAUAAUUUUUUAAUUUUAAUAAUAAUAUGAAGUAGAUGUUAUAGAUUCUCAUAUUUGGUUAUAAAAGUAGAUUAGAUAGAAUAUCAAAGUUAAAUGCACAUUAUAAUAGUUCCAUAAAAAGCAAUAAAAAAAAAUAUUGGAAUAAUAUUAAUUUGAUUGAUUUUAAGACAUUUUAAGAAUAUUAAUAAUAACAUAAGAAACCUAACAUUAUAUAGGAAUUAGUAACUAAUAAUUAAAGCGGAGAAAGGACUAGAAAAUAGAUAAUGUAUGAGCAUGUACUCUAUUUAUCAAUGAUUUAACUUCUUUGA
This is a messenger RNA of Paramecium sonneborni, 2031 nucleotides long. NCBI's taxonomy places the organism in Eukaryota, Ciliophora, Oligohymenophorea, Peniculida, Parameciidae. The record is from the annotation of a GenBank genome assembly.